This is a messenger RNA of Branchiostoma floridae (Florida lancelet), 3388 nucleotides long. Its product is annotated as carboxypeptidase E-like. The transcript has 9 exons. The record is from RefSeq and is a predicted model, not a curated record. Gene Ontology annotation, biological process: proteolysis. NCBI's taxonomy places the organism in Eukaryota, Metazoa, Chordata, Leptocardii, Amphioxiformes, Branchiostomatidae. The coding region runs from base 154 to 1512 and encodes 452 amino acids. Gene Ontology annotation, molecular function: zinc ion binding; metallocarboxypeptidase activity.
ACUAGCUUCCGCCAUCUUGGAAUUUUAGUCGAGAGGUUCUGGUGUAUAGUCCGGAGGCCCACCAUCCUCUAGAUCACAUAUCCCCCAUUUUCACCCCGAAUUUCGCACAGUUUCAGUAGAAUCCCUCCAUAUUUAGUAGACAGUGUGGCAAAAAUGGGGAAAUAUCUGGUUAGUUUGGCGAUUUUAGCCGUUUUCUUGGGGGUAGGAAAAUCAGCGACCGAAGAAGACGAUGGACUGGAGUUCAAGCACCACAGAUACACAGAGCUGGAGCAAAUACUCAGAGAAACGGCUGCAGCCCACCCUGACAUCACCCGCCUUUACUCCGUUGGAAAAAGCUAUGAAAAACGCAACCUCUGGGCACUGGAAAUCUCCGACAACCCUGGCAAGCAUGAACUUGGCGAGCCAGAGUUCAAGUACAUCGGGAACAUGCAUGGCAACGAAGUGGUGGGGCGGGAGCUACUGCUGAACCUGGUGAAGUACCUGACUACUGAGUACAAGAAGGGGAACCAGCGGGUUCGCAGCCUGGUGGACAACACACGGAUCCACAUCAUGCCAACCAUGAACCCUGAUGGGUAUGAGGCGGCUGCAGACAUGAUCGAUUCAGGCAAGAAGGACUGGCUGACUGGCCGAGCCAACGCACAAGGGAUCGACCUGAACAGGAACUUCCCUGACUUGGACCGGAUUGUGUACAGAAUGGAGACUGUGGGGGGCCCCAAUAAUCACCUGGAGGACGGGGUGUCCCAACAACUGCUCAAGUCUGUCAACAAGAAGAGGAUUGCACCAGAGACUGAGGCUGUGAUUGCAUGGAUUGAGCAGUACCCAUUUGCCCUGUCUGCAAACAUGCACGGUGGAGACCUGGUGGCCAACUAUCCGUACGACGAGAGCCGGUCUGGGCGCAGCCAGGAAUACGCAGAAUGCCCUGAUGAUGCUGUCUUCAAACGUCUAGCACGGUCCUACUCACUAAACCAGCCAGAGAUGUCGAACCCCAAGCGUAGGGGCUGUGACAUGGACAACGGAGACAAGUUUGCUGAUGGCAUCACUAACGGUGCAGACUGGUACAGUGUGGAUGGAGGCAUGCAGGACUUCAACUACCUGAUCUCCAACAGUUUUGAGAUCACCCUGGAGUUGGGAUGUGACAAGUUCCCUCCAGCCAGCGAGUUGAAGAAAGCCUGGACCGACAACAAGGAGUCUAUGUUGACCUUCAUGGAACAGGUCCACACUGGUGUGAAGGGUGUGGUGAGAGAGGCGGGAGCGGAGAAGAGGGGCAUCGCUGAUGCAACAAUCAAAGUGGACAACAUCAACCAUGAUAUCACAUCCGCCCACGGUGGGGACUACUGGCGGCUGCUUGUUCCAGGAGAGCACCAGGUGACUGCCACUGCUCCUGGGUACAAGAGCCAGACCAAGAAGUGCGUGGUGAAGGAAGACUCUCCUGCUACCGUCUGUGACUUUGAACUGGAAAAAGACAACGCCAUUGAUGAAUUGCUGCGAGAGAUUGACGCUUAUGUCGAGUGAGCGAUGCUAGGUGUGGGUCAACAUCAAGCAUCGAGCUAAACUUUCACCACUACUGGACCAAUAAACAUUUUACUUCAUUUGUGGUAAUUAGACCACAUUUGACCAUUUCAUCAGAAUUGAAAUUUCGAUUAUAUUUUCACUGGCAGAAGAUUUAAAAGAAAAAUGUUUUUAUUUUAUUUUUUUGUUUACAUCAAACAUCAAGCUAAACAUUGAGAUUUCAAUAUCAUACCAACAGUUAUUUUGAUGACUAUUUCCUAUUUAUGGUAGUAUUUAUGCCUACACAAGAUGUAAAAACAAUGUGACAUUUUCAAUUGGUGAUGAAACUCUUUAAGACAGCUUUACCAAGAAUUAUUUGACACUUAAAUAAAACCUGAAAAGUGGACCCCCUAAUAGAAUCUAUAUUGGUAAAGUCAAGCUACUAGGCAACAUACUUCAACAUUCAAGACUGGCUAACGUAGUGCUGAUACUGACUGUGGUUAUUUUCAGUGCAAAAAGAAACAAAAUCUGAAUUGGGUAGCCCUUAAAGUAAAGUGUCAAAUUUGUUAAAAGGGUAACUUGAAAGUUUGACAAAUUUUUCAUGUGUUUUUUUUUUUUCAGAGAAAAUUUUUUCUUCAAAAAUACAUUUUUUCGUGUUGUGACAUCUUCAAGCACAAGUGCAGUAUGUGCCACUUUGAGACUUCCAUGUUUUGAAUCAUGGAUUGAUUUUAAGAUUGUGACUGGUGUUGUAUGGUGUACAGGAAAAUGAUUAUGUUGUCAUUGAAAUUAUCAAUGCAGUGACUGGUACCAAAAUGAUUUGACAUGUGACAAUUUUUUCUUAUUCCCAUCGAGAUUUGAAUUUGAGCAGAACAGAAGGGGUUUUAUUUGGUCAAAAGAGUUUGUGUAUAACUUUUCCACAAGUGGAAAAUUCACCAACGUUUUCACUUUGCCUUUAUCUUUAAUGUUCUUGGUGUACUGUGUAAGAUGCUGCGAUGUCCCAAGUUUCAAACUUAAUUUGGCGACAGUUGUGCAAUGGACAAAGUAAACAAACAAGAUAUAUGAAUAUAAUACUCAGGAUACCAUGAUCAGCCCCCCUUUGUGGUAAAUGUCAAGUAUUUUUGUAAAUGAGUGAUUUUGUGAGUGUUUUGUCAGUGAUGCUGAAAAAAUAGUGAUGUAUUAAUAUUGGAGCAUUAGCCCCUACAGACCAUAUAUGCUGUAGUUCCCAUUGCCUUUGUGACAAGCCUUACAAACCCGUGUAUUCUUUUAUUGAAUGCACAAUUAGGCAGUUUUGAGAAGCAUUGCAUACGAAAGGUAUGUACUGAAAAUACACGUUUCUAACCCUAAAUUUUUAGCAGAAAGGUAUAUCUGUGAAUUGACACUUUAUCAGUCUUGGCUGGUAUCUCAAAUGGGUUAAGAUUUUAAAGUAUAUAUAUGAGAUAUAGCUGGUCCGUGGGACAACUUGCAAAACAAUGUUUUGCAAGAGGGUAAUUUAUGGAAAGCAACAAGGGUAUUUUAUGGAAAUACAUGUUUAAAUGGUUUUAUUCAAACUUUAAUAGGUGUAUGGAAAAAUGGUUCAGAAAUAUAGAAUUAAAAGUGAGGUUGGGUUUGCCUAAUGCAUGGUAAAAAAUCAUUGUAUGUCACCAAGGAGGUUUCUUGAUGUCACCAAAGCUUUCAACAUUUGAUACAGGAUGGGAGCUACCCUGUCCUGUUUGAUUGUUUCCAAGAUUUUUCUGGUGGGUAUGUAUGGACAAGGAUGUUAUAAAUAAUGCCCAGACGCAACUGUAGGUACGACAGACAACAGACAAAAAUAUUAUGUGUGCAAUAGUAUAUGUUUAAAUCACAAAGAUGUAACAUAUGGUGUAAUUAUAGAGAGGAAUAAAACAGUUACUGCAAAAUAAUA